CUCCUGGCUUCUUCUGGGAUCCCUCUGCCCCACGGUCCGUCGGCCCCGCGCUCACCCGCCUUAGCGCCCCCCCCGUUGUUAUUUGUCACCACCAGGGCACCAUGGACCCGGACGACCUGAAAGUGGCGCUGGAGCGGCAGAGGGGGGAGAACAAGGAGCUGGUGGAAGCCUUGAUGCAGCUGGAGGCCGACUACGCCCAGCUGCAGCAGGAGCGAGCGGAGGCGCGGGAGGAGGUGGGCAGGCUGCGGAGAGCCACGGUGGCUGUGGAGGAGAAGGACGGAGCUUGGGAGGAGCUGGACGCCACCAAAUCCAGCCUGCUGCACGUCCAGCAGGAAUUACAGCUCCUGAAACGCCAGCGGGACAGUUUGGAGGAGGAGAAGCAGGAGAUGCGGGGCGCCAUCCAGGAGCUGACGACGGAGAAUCUCACCCUGACCAAGGGGAACUUCCGAAGCCACCAGCAGCUCUCGGAGGUGCAGCAAGCCAUGAAGCAGUUAAAGAUGGAUCUGCAGCGAGUCAAGGAGGCAAGAGAUGCCCAGGGGAAGGAGCUGGCCAAGGAGAAGCUCCACGCCUCCGAGCUGACGGAGACGAUUCGGGAGCAACGGGAGAUCCAGGAGGUCCUUCAGAGCAAAAUAAGCCAACUGAAAGAAGAGCUGGAGGACUCGGAGCAGCAGAACGCGCUCCAGAAGCUGGAACAGGGAGAGGACCUCUCUGGGUCGUUGCUGUGCGAGAUAGUGGAAGCCAAGCUGGAGACUCGACUGGUGGCAAAGAGACGUGGCAUCGCCUACUGGCUAUGGACGCUGGCCUCCCUCUACGUCUGGCUGCAGCUCCUCGCCGGCUCCCUCGUGGCCAUGGCCAUCCUCUAUACGUACUUCUUCGACGAGGAGUUCAUCUACCGCACGCUGCCGCGGGUGCUUUCCGAGCAUGGCUACGACCAGCUGGCCUCCGGCCUGGGCGGCCACCUCACCCUGCACAGCCAGGGGCUCCUGCCCUUCUGAGCCCUGCCCACGGCCACGGCUGGCUGCGGUGCCGCGGGCUAUUAGUGGGCAUGUGUGCGUCUGGAGGAAAACCCAGUAGAGGCCC
This is a messenger RNA of Caretta caretta (loggerhead turtle), 1080 nucleotides long. RefSeq lists its product as uncharacterized. The record is from RefSeq and is a predicted model, not a curated record. NCBI's taxonomy places the organism in Eukaryota, Metazoa, Chordata, Testudines, Cheloniidae.